This is a messenger RNA of Halteromyces radiatus, 699 nucleotides long. RefSeq lists its product as uncharacterized. NCBI's taxonomy places the organism in Eukaryota, Fungi, Mucoromycota, Mucoromycetes, Mucorales, Cunninghamellaceae. The record is from RefSeq and is a predicted model, not a curated record. The transcript has a single exon. The coding region runs from base 85 to 660 and encodes 191 amino acids.
UGGAACGAAAUAUGAAGAUAUAUAUAUAUAUGUUGAAAGGACGAAUAUUCAAAAUCAUUUUUCUUUUUCAUUUUUAUUUUCAUCAUGGAAGCGGUAGAAGAACAUAAAAAAUCAUCACAAGAAAAACAAAAUGAAGAUAUAAAUGAUCAAAUAAAAGAUGAUGAUCAUGACAUAGUACCAUUGGACAAUGAUACCAUUGUACAAAUGCCAGAAUUAAUGGCAUCCGAUCGGACAUCAGCUGAUGAUGUAUUGACUACUAUUCAACGUCCUGCCAAAGGUAUAUCUAGAUCACCACGUACAAGAUCGUUAGCAAAUAUACUUGUUGAAGAAGAAAAAACAUCAUUACCACCACCUCAAGAUUCAUUAUUGUCACAUUUAUCUACACCAUCACGUAUCAGUCGUUCCUCCACUCAUCAACACUUAUUCACCCCUGAAUUCGAUCAUCCUUAUUAUUCAAGUGGUCUCCUUCCCACUGCUUCCAAAUUCAACUUUAAAAAAAAGAAAAAAUCAUCCAAAGAUUUAUCUAAAAUGACUCCAUCUAAACGUGGGAUUGGGAACAUUGUCACUAUCUUGGCCGUCAUUGCUGUAAUAUUAUUCCUAUUCGCUGGAUACCCUCUUACUAUUUAUAUCACGCGAAACAUUCACCAUUCAUCAGAAUAAAUAAAUAAAUAAAUAUAUAAAAAAAAAUGGAAGAGUAGA